Coccomyxa subellipsoidea C-169 is the source of this 1002-nucleotide messenger RNA. Its product is annotated as aldo/keto reductase. Lineage: Eukaryota; Viridiplantae; Chlorophyta; Trebouxiophyceae; Coccomyxaceae. The transcript has 8 exons. The record is from RefSeq and is a predicted model, not a curated record. Bases 1 to 1002 code for a protein of 333 amino acids. Gene Ontology annotation, molecular function: oxidoreductase activity.
AUGCCGAACGUGCCAAAAACCGAGCUAGCAGAUGGCAUCUCCAUCAGUCAGGUUAUCAAAGGGUGCUGGCAGCUGUCUGGUGGUCAUGGAGGCGAGCGAGAUUCAGACAGGACAAGCGGAAAUGCUGCGAUCGAAGACUUCAAACCCUUUGUGCAGGCAGGCAUCACCACCUUCGACACAGCAGACAUAUACGGGCCUUCAGAGUCCAUCAUUGGUGAGUACCUUCGGGAGAGCGGCGACAGGGGAAACGUGCAGGUGCUGACAAAGUUCUGCUGCUUCGGCCGGGACAUGCAGACUGCUGACUCGGGGGUGCAGAAUUCUUUGCGUAGCCUGGGAGUGGACAAAUUGGAUCUGGUCCAAUUUUACUGGCACGAUUAUGGCGUGGAGAAAUACGUGGGCGCUGCACAGCGAUUGGCAGAGCUGCAGGGGGCCGGCCUGAUCAGGCACGUGGGGGUGACUAACUUUGACACCCCCCGGCUGAGCGAGAUUGUGGAUGCUGGCGUGCCUGUUGUCAGCAACCAGGUGCAGUACUCGCUGCUGGACAGGCGUCCGGAGAAUUUGAUGGUCCCAUACUGCCAGGAGCACGGCAUCAAGCUGCUGCCCUAUGGUACCGUCGCAGGUGGCUUCCUCUCAGAGCGCUACCUCGGCCUCCCAGCCAGCAAGGUGCGCGCGGACACGUACAGCAAGAGCAAGUAUGCGAGCGUGAUAAGCCAGAGCGGCGGCUGGGACUGGUUCCAGUCGCUCCUGCGCGAGUUGGACGGCGUCGCUCGCAAGCACGGCGCUGACAUCGCCACCGUCUCUUCGCGCUGGGUCCUCGACCAGCCGCAGGUGGCCGGGGUGAUUGUGGGCGCGAGGAACGCGCGACACGUGGCGCAGCACCAGAAGCUGUUCGAAUUCAAAUUGGACGGGGAGGACCGCGGCCGAAUCGAUGCCGUUCUCGAGCGUGCGCGGCGGCCGCAAUCGGACUGCUACUCCUGGGAGCGAGGCGGCUCCUGGCUUUAG